Molecule: messenger RNA, 375 nt
Organism: Perkinsus marinus ATCC 50983
Lineage: Eukaryota; Perkinsozoa; Perkinsida; Perkinsidae
Exons: 4
Coding region: 1-375 (124 amino acids)
Source: RefSeq, a predicted model, not a curated record
AUGACGACCCAUUUCGGCUCGUAUAAGCUUUUCCCUCGGCUGAAUGUUCUACGGCAUCUAAAGUCGAUGCAUGUGGCAUACCAUCCUGGACGACAGCACGUUGAGGUGGCCAAGAGGUUAGUGAUGAGCAUAACCAGCGAACCGGUACAGAAAAAAUUCCCGGAAUUCACCGCAACGUGGGAGCUUCUAGCCUAUGACGGUCCGGCUACUAUUGACGUUGAGUUCCUCAAUGGAGACAAGCGGCGGUACAUUGCGGACCACUUCUCUGAUGGUGAAAUGAAUAGUAUUGUAGAGAGCUGGAAACUGCAAGCAAAUCUCGAGUACAGUCCAAAUCAUACGCUCGCACAGAGCGGUGGAGAGGAGGAGAAGUCAUGA